AGAGCUCAGUUUUAUUUCAUCAACCAAACGAGAAGAACUAAGCUAUAACAAUGGCCACCUAUGAGCAAGUGAAAGAUGUGGUGAAUCAUCCAGAGAUUUACUUAAUCGAUGUGCGCAAUCAAAGUGAAAUCGCAGAGACUGGCAGCAUACCCGCUAGCUUUAAUAUACCUUUGCCUGAAUUGAGCACCGCUUUAGCCCUUGAUGAACAAACUUUUAAGACUAAUUAUGGACGCGAUAAGCCUGCUUUAAAUGCUGAUAUCAUUUUCACCUGUCGCAGUGGGCGACGUGCGCAAGAGGCAGCAAAUAUUGCCCAAGCUGCAGGCUUUACCAAUGUACGAGUCUAUGCUGGCUCUUGGCUGGAGUGGGCCGAAAAGGAGGGCUUGAAAAAUUAAAUAUUUUUGCAUGCUAUUCAAGACCGCACUUGGGUGAUAGAUAAGCAACUAUUUAAAUUAUAUACAAAUUUUAUACGUGCACACCAUUUUAA
Molecule: messenger RNA, 484 nt
Organism: Drosophila busckii
Lineage: Eukaryota; Metazoa; Arthropoda; Insecta; Diptera; Drosophilidae
Product: rhodanese domain-containing protein CG4456
Exons: 3
Coding region: 51-392 (113 amino acids)
Cellular component (GO): mitochondrion
Molecular function (GO): thiosulfate-cyanide sulfurtransferase activity
Source: RefSeq, a predicted model, not a curated record